AUGCCCCCCGCGCCUAAGAAACCAAAACUGUUCCGCGCGUGCGAAGCGUGCGUCAACUCGAAGACUCGCUGCGAGGAUGUCACCCCCGAGGGGUGCGGACACUGCCGCCGGCGCCGCAAGCAGUGUUCCCUUCAAGCAAUCGUGGGCGCGUACGUUGCGCCGUCCGAGGAGCGGUUCGGAACGCCAGGAAGCGAGCAUCACGGCGUCGGGGCUGGGGAGGAUGUGCGCGCCCUCCGCUCCCGCCUCGCCGAGACGGAGGCACGCUUAGCAAGCCUCGAGCGCAUGUCUCGCCAUCCCCCGCCCCCGCCAAGCUACCAUUACUCUCCCGGUCAGCCUGGACCUGCGACGCCGCGCACGGCGAACUUCAACAAUGCCCCGGUCGAGCCUAGGCUCAUGCACGGCGCGCUCCAGCUCGCCUCGAUGUACCACCAGGUGCAGCACGACGAGACGCUCUUUUCCGCAGCGAGUACCCGCCCCUACCGCAGCCCGACGUCUGUGGGCCUCACGCCGGACCAGAUCGAGAUGGCCUGGCACCAGUUCAAGGCGAGGAUCACGAGCCUCCUCCCCCUCCCGCCCUUUACGGCUGUCUCGACGCCCGUGCCCGAGCAUCCCUUCGUGCAGACCGCCAUGCUGCAGUUCGUACCCUCGCUUGCUGGGAUUGCGCGGCCCCUUGUCGACGAGGGCCUCCUACUCGCCAUGGCGGGACAUGCGACGCGCGACGUCGUGCUCGCGCUCCUGAUUCUGAGUCUUGCCCCGGGACAGGCAGAGGACGAGCCCGGCGCGGAAGGCAAGGUACCAGAACAUGCGCCCGUAACGCCCUCGGCCUUCCGCCUCGUCGCGCUGGCCUACUCGAUGGGCUCGAACCUGGGCAUGCAGUCUGCAGCCGAGGCAGCCCUGCGCGCAGACCUGGACAGCGAACAUUGGGACGAGAUGCGUUUCCAGCUCCUGAUGUGGACGGCCGUCGUGAACCGCUACUCCCUCCUCAGCCUCAUGUACGGCAAGAGCGUGACGCUGCCUCCGCUCGUGGCGCCGCGCCUCCCGCCCUCGAAGCGGGAGAGCGUGCAGGCCGCGCACGCCCAUCUCCGCGCCGAGGCAUCCGUCGUCAGCGCCUUCCUUCCCCUCGCCAAGCGGCUGAAUGACCUCGAGCACGCCCUGAGCUACGACGCAGACGAGGUGUCCAGCCUGCAGUCGACGUGGAAGGCGGCGUUCGACGCCGCCGCGCCCUAUGUCUGCGACAGCGAGAACAGGGCGGUGCGCAACGACGCGCGCCUGAUCCAGUUUGUGCUCGGGUUCCGUAUCGCGUCGCUGUCGACCUGGAUCCCGUCUCCCCUAAUCGAGGCAAGGGAAGCGGCGCUGAAGUCCCUUCACGGCUUCCCGAGCGUCAUGAUUGCCGUCGUCGACAUCCUCGUCGACAGCGACCCGAAGCGCCUGCCCGCGUACAUGUGCGUGUUCAUUGCGAUUGCGUCUCUGUGCCUCCGCCGCGCCGUCCUCUUCGUGCAGUACACGUACAACCACCAGCUCAUCGACAGCCGCCGGCUCGACCAGGCCGAAGCCGCCAUCAUACCCAUCAACGCGCAGUGCCGCUUCAUCCUGCACCAUGCUGGGGAGAUGCUCAAGAACCUGCCCUACGGGAAGGGCGUGUGGGGCGCCGAGGAGAUGGAUAACGCCGGCAGACCCGCCGACAGCGUCUGGAGCCGCAAUGGCCAGGUCCAGGCGCCGCCGAGUUUUGGCGUAGAGCUCGAUAUCAUGAACUGGGACCUGAGCCUGCUCUAUCCAGACCUGAACUCGUUCCCGACCACUAUGAGCAUGUAG
Messenger RNA from Trichosporon asahii var. asahii CBS 2479, 1812 nucleotides. RefSeq lists its product as uncharacterized. The record is from RefSeq and is a predicted model, not a curated record. The coding region runs from base 1 to 1812 and encodes 603 amino acids. The transcript has a single exon. Gene Ontology annotation, biological process: regulation of DNA-templated transcription. NCBI's taxonomy places the organism in Eukaryota, Fungi, Basidiomycota, Tremellomycetes, Trichosporonales, Trichosporonaceae. Gene Ontology annotation, molecular function: DNA-binding transcription factor activity, RNA polymerase II-specific; zinc ion binding.